ACCAAGCCAUCAAUUCCACAAGAUCUGAUGCCUGGAGCCAAGUCAGAAAAUUAUCACCCCACUUGGCACACAUUGAUUGGUAAACAGAUUAUGGCCUCAAAACACAUAUCUCACUAGAACUAUAUAAGUUGUGAUUAGAACUAUGUGGCCAUGCUAAAUUUGUUAGCCCAUAAAUCCUGUAGCAGUUCUUGAGGAGAGUCAUAAGUGAUAAUUCUAAUCUUUUUGGUCCAAGAAGACUGAAAGAGAAAUGGCAGCAUCAGCAUCUCUCCUAAAGUCUUCUCCAGUCCUUGACAAGUCUGAGUUCUUAAAGGGUCAGGCCCUGCGCCAGCCUUCUGCAGUUUCUGUUGUGCGGUGCCAACCAGUUUCCUCAUCUUCACUCACCGUGCGUGCUAGCUCCUAUGCUGAUGAGCUUGUCAAAACCGCGAAAACUGUUGCAUCUCCUGGUCGUGGAAUUUUGGCCAUGGACGAGUCAAAUGCCACCUGCGGCAAGCGCCUGGCCUCCAUCGGCUUGGAGAACACAGAGGCCAACCGCCAAGCAUACCGUACCCUACUUGUGACCGCUCCUGGACUUGGUCAGUACAUCUCAGGCGCCAUCCUCUUUGAGGAGACGCUCUACCAGUCCACAGUCGAUGGCAAGAAGAUAGUUGACAUACUUGUUGAACAAAAUAUUGUUCCUGGUAUUAAGGUUGACAAGGGUCUAGUUCCUCUUGCUGGCUCAAACAAUGAAUCUUGGUGCCAAGGUCUUGAUGGCCUCGCCUCCCGCUCUGCAGCAUACUAUCAGCAGGGUGCUCGGUUUGCUAAAUGGCGUACCGUCGUGAGCAUUCCCAAUGGUCCAUCUGCACUUGCAGUGAAGGAAGCAGCAUGGGGUCUUGCCCGCUAUGCAGCCAUCUCCCAGGACAAUGGGUUGGUCCCAAUUGUUGAGCCAGAGAUCUUGCUUGAUGGUGAGCAUGGAAUUGAGAGGACCUUUGAAGUUUCCCUGAAGGUGUGGGCUGAGGUUUUCUUCUACCUGGCCGAGAACAAUGUCCUGUUUGAGGGUAUCCUCUUGAAGCCUAGCAUGGUUACUCCUGGAGCAGAGUGCAAAGAUAAGGCCACACCAGAGCAAGUUGCUGAUUACACCCUCAGGUUCCUUAAGAGAAGAAUACCGCCUGCUGUCCCUGGAAUCAUGUUUUUGUCUGGGGGGCAAUCUGAAGUGGAGGCAACUCUGAACUUAAAUGCCAUGAACCAAGCACCCAACCCAUGGCAUGUGUCUUUCUCAUAUGCCAGAGCUCUUCAGAACACAUGCCUCAAAACCUGGGGAGGAAGACCCGAAAAUGUCAAGGCUGCUCAGGAAACUUUGCUAAUUCGAGCCCAGGCCAAUUCUCUUGCUCAGCUUGGCAAAUACACAGGGGAGGGAGAGUCUGAGGAGGCCAAGAAAGGAAUGUUUGUCAAAGGGUACGUCUACUAAGCUGUCUGAAACAAACUGCAGACUAUUGCUUAUGAAGCUUACUGUAUUGCCAUGAAACGCAGAGGGGUGCUUGUAGCCCUUGAAGCCUGUUAUUUCGCUUGACAAUGUACUUGAUAGCAGUCUAUCUAAUUCUUCUUGUUAGAGUCAAUUUUGUGUGAAAGCGUUGGAUAGAAACUCCUAUUUGUUUUUUGUACACCUUUCAGAGGUUCAGGUCAAAACUGUGC
Messenger RNA from Coffea arabica (coffee), 1668 nucleotides. The record is from RefSeq and is a predicted model, not a curated record. NCBI's taxonomy places the organism in Eukaryota, Viridiplantae, Streptophyta, Magnoliopsida, Gentianales, Rubiaceae.